Molecule: messenger RNA, 789 nt
Organism: Alnus glutinosa
Lineage: Eukaryota; Viridiplantae; Streptophyta; Magnoliopsida; Fagales; Betulaceae
Exons: 2
Coding region: 1-789 (262 amino acids)
Source: RefSeq, a predicted model, not a curated record
AUGGUUCAAUCCUCGAAGCACAAUUGGGUCGUCGCCCAUCUUAUGUAUGGAGAAGCAUUUGGUCUGCCUGUGAGCUACUCAAGGAGGGGUUACAGUGGCAAGUGGGUAAUAAAAGACAAAUUCGUAUCUGGAAGGACAAGUGGCUACCUCAAGUUAUCACAAAUCCCGCUAGAAUCCUUCGAGGAGGGCUUAGUGAAGAAGCUAAGAGCAGAGGCAGAGACUACGGGGCACGUUUUGUGGGGAUGUCCAGCUGCAAAGGCUAUAUGGAGUAUGUGUGGAAGUAAGAUCAAAAAACGAUGUAUUGCAAAUGCAGAGUUUGUGUUUAUUGUUGAGGAGUUUCAACGAUAUGUGGAUAUGGAAGACAUGGAGCUCAUAGGAGUUGUGGCAAGGAAUUUGUGGCUAAGACGGAAUGCAGUGGUCUAUGGGAAAACAGUUAGUCCUUCAUCUUUAGUGGUAAGUAAUGCACAUGAAUCAUUGGUGGCUUUUCAUGAUGCAAAUUCUAUAAAAUCCUCGGACCAAGUGAUAGAAACUCCGGAGAUUCAUUGGAAAGCUCCCUUGCAUGGUUUUAUCAAGGUCAAUUGGGAUGCUACGAUGGAUAGACAUAAAAUGAAGAUGUGUAUUGGUGUUAUUAUUAGAGACAACAUGGGUGAGGUACUGGCUACGCUAUAUGAGCCAAGAGAUUACAUAAUUGCCUCUGAUGUUGUUGAAGCCACGACGGCGCUGAGGGCAGCCAAAUUUAGCUGUGAAUUGGGUUUCUAUAAGGUUGUUCUAGAAGGUGAUGCUCUCUAA